Molecule: messenger RNA, 4089 nt
Organism: Dunckerocampus dactyliophorus (ringed pipefish)
Lineage: Eukaryota; Metazoa; Chordata; Actinopteri; Syngnathiformes; Syngnathidae
Gene: fstl5
Product: follistatin-like 5
Exons: 17
Coding region: 377-2929 (850 amino acids)
Biological process (GO): regulation of BMP signaling pathway; multicellular organism development; cell differentiation
Molecular function (GO): calcium ion binding; protein binding
Source: RefSeq, a predicted model, not a curated record
AAAUCUCACGGGGACGCGCGUGGAGGUGAGCGGUGUGUUCCCUCCCUCACAAGCGAGCCGAGCGCGGCCGAGGUGAGAUCGCUGCUGCUCGGAGGGAGCUGUCCGCUCUGCCGUGCUGCUCCACUCUACUUCUUCUUCUCCUCUGUCCUCCACGCGUGACACUUGCACCGCGGAUUAACCACCUCCAUUUGGGUGCAAACUUCCACUCCUGUGGACGCGCCUACAUUGUUAAACCAAGGGAGAUUUUCACUCGGAUUGCUUUUCUUGCACUUUGCAUGCAAAACGCGUGUGGAUUAUUUCUUCUGUGGAGCCCCCACGCGUGGACGCACAGAUCUAUCUUCACCAUCACUGUUUGUGUUUGGACAGGACAGCACCGAUGGCGGCGGGCAGAUGGUGUUACACGGCCUUCCUGCUGGUGGCGGUGCUCGGCGCUGACGGGAAGCCCACCGACGACGGAUUGGUGUCGCCGCCCUAUCGACCAGUCUUGAGAUUCAGACAUAAGGAUGGAAUCCCUGGCAGCUUAAGGAUGAAGGGUCUGAUGGGCCACAUUGGAAACGCCAACGCCUGCGAGCACAAGUACUGCGGCCUGGGCCGUCGCUGCGCUGUCAACCACGCCACGGGCCAAGGCGAGUGCAACUGUCUGGACCGCUGCAAAGACCACUACAAGCCCGUGUGCGGCUCGGACGGGAAGCUCUACCCCAACCACUGCGAGCUGCACCGCGCCUCCUGCUUGGAGCGCCGCAGGAUCACCAUCGUGCACGGCGAGGAGUGCUUCUACAAAGAUGACAACUGCAGGCUGAGCGACUACCGAAGGCUCAAAGCCAAGAUGCUGGACCUCUACGACAAAAGACACGCGGGUUCCAAGGUUCACGGGGUCCACAGGGACAACAUGGCCGCCAGGAAGCAACUGGUCGAUAAGAUGUUCAAAGGCUUCGAUGCCGACAGCAAUGGGCAAAUCUCAACAGGAGAAAUUUCACAGGUCAUCAAGCACGAGGGUUUCUCCAAGGACGUGGGCGAGUGCUCGUUGUUCGAUCUGCUCAAGUACAGCGACGUGGACGAUGAUGAGCGGCUGACAAAGGAGGAGUUCUACACCGCCUUUGACGUGUACCUGCUUGACCUUCCGGACCACCAGAGGGUGGCGGUGAAAACCGUAACCGUCGGCCAGAGCGCCGUGCUGACGUGCGCCAUCACGGGCGAGCGCCGGCCGCCAAUCCUGUGGAGGAGGAACCGUCAGUAUCUCAACUCCCUGAACCUGGACGACAUCAACAUCCCGCCUCAGGACUUUGGCGACGACGGCUCAUUGUACUUCACCAAGGUGACCACCGCCCACAUGGGCAAUUACACCUGCCACGCUGACGGCUACGACGCGCUCUUUCAGACCCACACUCUACAAGUCGACGUUCCCCCCGUCAUCCGGGUGUACCCAGAGACCCAAGCCAGGGAGCCGGGCGUCACCGCCAGCCUACGCUGCCAUGCUGAGGGCAUCCCCCGCCCCCAGCUGACCUGGCUGAAGAACGGAAUGGACAUCACACCCAAGCUGUCCAAGCAACUCACCCUGCAAGCUAAUGGGAGCGAGGUGCACAUCAGCAACGUGCACUUUGAGGACACCGGUGCUUACACCUGCAUCGCCAAAAACGAGGCGGGCGUGGAUGAGGACAUCUCUUCGCUGUUUGUGGAAGACUCGGCACGCAAAACCUUGGCCAACAUUUUGUGGCGGGAAGAAGGGCUGGGUAUCGUGAACAUGUUCUACGUCUUCUACGAGGAUGGCAUUAAAGUCGUGGAGCCGGUGGCGUGCGAGAUCCAGCGCCAUAUCAAGCCCAGCGAGAAGCUGCUGGCUCUGCAGGAAGAGGUGUGUCCCGCCUUGGAAGAUGACACGGUCCAGAAGUGUGUGUGGUCCUCAGCAGUCAACGUGAAGGACAAAUUUAUUUACGCAGCUCAGCCGACCUUGGAUCGAGUGCUCAUAGUGGACAUCCAGUCUCAGAAAGCUGUCCAGACGGUCAGCACUGACCCGUACCCUGUGAAGCUGCACUACGACAAGUCUCGAGACUCGGUGUGGCUCCUCAGCUGGGGGGACAGGCAGAAGAACUUCCCUACGCUGCAGGUGAUUAAUCAGGCCAGUGGAAGAGUCUCCCAUCACACCGUCCACACGCAGCCGGUCGGAAGGCGCAUCGACCGAGUGGACGACUUCUUCAUUCCUUCGUCCAGCCUCAUCGACAACCACAUCAGAUUUGGCCUCAUCUUUCACCGAAAUGAGCCUGUCCUCCACAAGAUCGACUUGGAGACGCUGGCCUAUGUGAAAAACAUCAGCCUGCGGGAUUUCAACUGCGUCCCCAAGUCUGUGGCCUACACCCACCUGGGAGGCUACUACUUUGUCAACUGCCGGCCCGACUCCACCGGCGCCAACCGUCCUCAAAUUAUUGUGGACAGCGUGACGGAAAGCGUGGUUGGACAGAACCGCGAUGUCAUCGGAACGCCCUACGUGUCUCCGGACGGCCGCUACCUGGUCACCGUUGACGACGGCGACGGCCUGAUGAGGAUCCAGACCAUCUCAGAGCGCGGGCAGAUCAGGGAGCCGUAUGACAUCCACACCAACCUCCACAUCUCCGACCUGGCCUUCCAGCGCUCCUUCACGGAAACUCACCAGUACAACGUGUUCGGAAGCUCCGGCCGCCAAACUGACGUUCUCUUUGUGGAGCUGAGCAGUGGCAAAGUGAAGAUGAUCAAGAGCUUGAAAGAGGCCAUCAAGGCUUACGAGUGGCCGUGGAGCAGUAAGAACAGGGUCAUGGUGGGCGGCGGCGUCUUCGGCCAGUACCUCAUGACCCCGUCAUGGGAGUCACUCUUCAUCCUGGACGGGCGGCUUAACAAGCUCAACUGUGAGAUCACCGACGUCGUCAAGGGCAACGUGCUGGCGUGGGUGGGGGAGUCUUAAGCCAGCACGCUGAUGAGUUUUCCUCAGAAGGCACUGUUGCACUGAAUUCCUGUCGUUUUUAGAAUUUUGUGGGUGUGCAAGAGCAAGCGUCACUAUUUGAAAAAACAAAUUGAUCACGUGGAGGUCUACGGAUGACCGAUCCAAAAACGAUACCAUUCCAGAAAAUGUGCCAGUUAAUCACUGAGCUCUAUUUAAUGAUGCAAAUACCUUAUAAGAUCUGAGCUGGAUAGAUCAAGAUUGUCUCUUUUAACUUCAACCAUCCCAAACUUUUCUUCCCGUGCCUUCAAGUAAAAAUCCCCCCUCCUUCAGAGGAAUCCAUGUAAUUAUUCCCGGUGCGCCUGCAGACUACGCUGCUUGCAUCGACCCGUCCGUUCACGUCGUGGCAGAUCUGCUGCUCUUUUCUAUGCGCCUGAUUAAACGGAGCCUGCGCUGUGAUCCCAUCCAGUUUGAAGUGGCGCCCGAGAGCUUCAUUACGACCGGGCGCUCUCUAACCUUUAAUCCCCAAUUAUAACCAGCGUUUGGGAAGUUUUCAUUUCAGCCCCAAGCGGGGAAAAUCAAAGUGGACCGUUAUGCCACUUUAUGGAAAUUUAAAUAUGAAUUGAAAAAAAAAGCAUUAAAACUUCCAAACUUCCCAAAAAUUUCCAAACGGAAAUGGAAUUAGGUGACAACAGGAAGAUCACGAGGAUGCUUUAGCAGUGUGGAUAUGUGUGGUGUAAUGUGUAUUGAAGGCGGGCUUUGAUAGUGAGGCAACAAAGCAGUUGUAACAACUGAACACCUUUCUAUGCAUUAACAACCUUAGAACCCCAACGAGCAACUGGAUGGCACACUUAGAGUGGACUUUUGACGUGAACGUUGGACAUAUAUAAAGUCAAUCUGUCUUUUCCCGACUUCCAUCGGUACAUCACGUUGCAACCUUUCUCUUUCCGUCCCCAGCGGCUGGUCCAGUGACUCCAUUACGGCUGUACAGAUUUGAAGCUGGCCAUUUUCUAAUCAAAUACUGUGCUCAAUCCUUGUUAAGAUAAGACUAGCGUCUUCAUCAACUAGCUCUAGCGCUUUCACGUCCGUGUAGUCAUGUCUUGUGUGCGUGUCCCCUUGGUGCGAUUGCUAUUUAUAUAGAAACGCUUGUCAUUUUACCCACCAAUAAAACUCUACAAAUGAAA